UACAUAUAUACCUGAAGAACUGCAAGCCAUGGCUGAGCAGGGUGAUACCGUAGCAGGCAGCUCACCUGUUGUAAAGGCCGACAAAUCCAACGAGCCCCAUGAGGAACAACAGUACCUGGACCUGAUCCGUCGCAUCAUCGAAACCGGCGUUCAGCGCGAUGACCGCACGGGAACCGGCACUCUCUCUGUGUUUGGCACCCAGAUGAGAUUCUCCCUUAGAGAUGGUCGUUUCCCACUGCUGACCACGAAGCGCGUGUUCUGGCGCGGCGUGGCUGAGGAGCUGCUGUGGUUCAUCCGCGGCAGCACGGACGCCGCCGAGCUGCAGCAGCGCGGCGUGCACAUCUGGGACGGCAACGGCAGCAGAGAGUUCCUCGAUCAUCUGGGCUUCACCGACCGCCGGGAGGGGGACCUGGGGCCCGUGUACGGGUUCCAGUGGCGACACUUCGGCGCCAAGUACCGCGGCCCCGACGCCGACUACACCGGCCAGGGCGUCGACCAGCUGGCCAGCGUCAUCCACGACAUCAGGACGAACCCGAACAGCCGCCGCAUAGUGAUGAGCUCGUGGAACGCGGCUGACCUGCCGCUGAUGGCGCUGCCGCCGUGCCAUUGCCUGGCCCAGUUCUACGUGGCCAACGGCGAGCUCAGCUGCCUGCUGUACCAGCGCGCGGCCGACAUGGGUCUCGGCGUGCCCUUCAACAUCGCCAGCUACGCUCUGCUCACCUGCAUGAUCGCCCACGUGACCGGCUUGAAGCCGGGCGAGUUCGUGCACUCCAUGGGUGACACGCACGUGUACCUGAACCACGUGGAGCCGCUGAAAGAGCAGCUGGCGCGCGAGCCUCGCCCCUUCCCGCGGCUGCGUUUCGCUCGCGCUGUCGACGACAUCCAGCAGUUCACCAUGGACGACCUUCAGCUGGAGGGGUACGAUCCGCACAAGAAGCUCUACAUGAAGAUGGCCGUCUGAGUGCACAAAGCUACGCCGGUCUGUGCUUGGAGGUGAUUGUCUGAAGGCCUUAAGAUCGAAACGGAGGUGGCGGUCAGGUAGAUUUAGGUCUGGUGGAUGGCGGGAGUUCA
This is a messenger RNA of Pollicipes pollicipes, 1071 nucleotides long. RefSeq names its product thymidylate synthase-like. The transcript has 6 exons. Gene Ontology annotation, cellular component: cytosol; mitochondrion. Gene Ontology annotation, molecular function: thymidylate synthase activity. Bases 29 to 961 code for a protein of 310 amino acids. The record is from RefSeq and is a predicted model, not a curated record. Gene Ontology annotation, biological process: dTMP biosynthetic process. NCBI's taxonomy places the organism in Eukaryota, Metazoa, Arthropoda, Thecostraca, Pollicipedomorpha, Pollicipedidae.